GCAAAGAGUGACCUUAUCGUACGCGUGAGAUUCUACUGUUGUUUGUCCUAAAGUUUUGUCGUAAUUCCUAGGUUGACUAUGUCCUUAGAAGUACGAUUUAAGGUAUUGUCUGAGCCGGAAGAAAGAGGCAAUAGUAUUGUAACAGAUGUUUUAACGGAGGACGGAAGCGUGUUUCAGGUGUACACUUACGAUGAGAGGCACCUCGGUCGCUUACGAGCAGGGGCUUUCAUAGAAGGGACGUACUGCAGCAGAUACCGGACCGACCAAGGUCAGAACAUCAUUCGCCCUACUUCUAAGUCUCGUUUAUACAGAGGGUCAGAGUUUUCUCCGUCUGAAGAUGCACUGAAAGGAUAUUAUGAUGCACCAGUAGUGAGUCUAGGGGAUGCUGCCAAAAUGGAAAAGUAUCAACGUUUUUCGGUGAAGGGGACAGUUACAAAUGUGUCACCUGUGAAAAUCUCAGAUAAGUCAUCUCGACGUGAACUGGAGUUGUUGGAUACGAGCGACCGUCAAAGCAAAAUCAAAAUCAACUUGUGGAAAAACAAAGGUGGUGCUGAUGUGGCCAUACGGGAGAAUGAGAUCGUGACUAUCAAAAACAUCUACGUCAAAGAGUUCAAGCACGCUUUGUCGUUUAAUAGUACGCAGCACACUGAAGUAAAGUAUGAGAAAGCACCAGGUGCCUGCACAAUUGUCAUCCGGGCAUUUGCAGAAGAAGAAAAUGGUGUCCUGGAAUUGCUGACAAACCAAAAGAUGGCCUUUCACGUAGAGCCCGAAAAACUGCUAACAGCGCUGGGUAUAGCUGAUUUGGACGAACUGCAGCACCUGCUGCCGGUUUCUGUGAUAGUACACUAUGAAUUUGCAACUUUGAACAUCAACAAGGUUGAAUCAUGCGAACUGGAUGACGAGUAACCAGCCCCCGAGACAAGGAAGCUAUAUUGAUGUGGACCAGAAAUGUCAAAGUGUAUAUAAGAAGACCCAGGAACAUUUUUAUGUUGUGUUGUGAUUGCAUUAUUUUUACAGUGGAAGUGCAACAGUUUAUACUGACCAUAGAAAAGCAAGAUUUGUUUUCAGGUAGAAAACAAAGCUUGCUGUUAAACUAAGUGUCCGUACAGCUUUGAAAAAGAAACAUUCCUGUAAGAGACAUUUGUAUAUUUCAUUUUUUUUUAUUUUUGGGGUGUGUUUUUAUUUUGGAUGAGAGAAAAAAUCAAAUCAAAAAAUAUCAAAGAAAAAAUGUGAGAACAUUGACAGGUCACUGACAAGGAAGCACAGGGACAAAGAACCCUUCAUAGGGGUAAGAAUGUGUCAAAGGUAGUUUGUGUUUUGCAAUUACACAUUUUUUGUGUGUGGAAGUCCAAGUAGCUGAGUCAUUGUGGAUACAGUUUACACUUUGCACAGGAAAGCAAUGUUCUAUAGUAAGUGACCAUAAGGCUGGAAAAAAAGAAAUGCAUACCCAAAGAAUGUGUACAGAGACAGGGAGCUUUCACCAAGCAAGGAUGCAUGUUUGUUUUUGGUAAAAAAAAAAAAACGUUUAAUGAAAUGUACGCGAAAGGAAGUUUUUGAUUUUGUGAUAAUUUAUAUCCUUUCAAAUAAACAAAUAAAAUGUAAGCAUUAACAGAGCCAAACAAGCAUUUACAGGAACAAGGAAUCACUGAAAAAGAUAAGGAAGUAUUGUUUUUUGGGUAAAAAAACAAAAUAAAAGAAUGUACGAAGUCCUUUUUUUGGGGGGGGGGGGAGGAGCAAGCAGCUGAAUCAAUUUGCAUUCAGUUUACACUUGGCAUGGAACGAGAAAGUUUGUUGUUGU
Patiria miniata (bat star) is the source of this 1798-nucleotide messenger RNA. RefSeq lists its product as uncharacterized. The transcript has 6 exons. The coding region runs from base 79 to 906 and encodes 275 amino acids. The record is from RefSeq and is a predicted model, not a curated record. Lineage: Eukaryota; Metazoa; Echinodermata; Asteroidea; Valvatida; Asterinidae.